CGGUGGGAGCGUAGUUAUUUUUCUAUUUUGUGACUGCGACUUUUGUGAACAUGAAGCGGCCCGGGCGGCAGGCCGGACCCGGCGGUGCGUCAUGUGGGGUUCUACGGACCCUGGUACUGAAAUAAGCCGCGCCGGGCUGUUUUCGCCGGUAAUUCCGGCUUGGGACACCCUGAGGGAAACAUUGUGCAGGUCUUGCAGAUUUAUUAUCGCUAUUGCCCCUUCUUUCCUGAGUCAGCCUGUUCUGUGGAGAUAAAUAGGCUAGAGAGGAAGAGGAGCAGGAGACCCGGGCAGAAGGAAGGCGCAGCACAACAUCAAGAUGUCCCUGAAGUUCGAGCGAUCAGAGAUCGGCCGUGACAGCCCGAGCAUGAGGUCCACGCUGUCCGAUCUCUACCUGGAGACCCUUCUCCAGAACCGGACCACCAGCCAGGGAUUUUCCUCCCCGUCUAAUGUUUUAACGGAAGAGUUUUACACCAAUGGAUCUGCGGCUCCCGGAUGUCCUGAGGAAAAGAAAAAAGUUCGACUAGUGCAAUUUGAAAGGGAGACGGAGGAGCCCAUGGGUAUCACCCUUAAGCUGAAUUCAAAGCAGAAGUGUGUCGUUGCACGCAUUUUACAUGGCGGACUUAUCCACCGGCAAGGUUCUCUUCAUGUUGGUGAUGAAAUUCUUGAAAUCAAUGGGAAAGGUGUCCAAAACCAAAGUGUGGAUCAUCUGCAGAGCAUUUUGAAAGAAAGCAAAGGAACUGUCACUCUAAAAGUGUCACCAACUCAAAGCAACCGCAAGCCCCCACUGCAGAUGUUUAUGCGAGCGCUGUUUGAUUAUGACCCGCUCUCCGACCCACUUAUUCCAUGCCGGGAAGCAGGAUUGCGCUUCUACACUGGAGAUAUUCUGCAAAUCAUAAACAAGGAUGACUCCAACUGGUGGCAGGGAAAGAAACAAGGGGAAGAAAAAGCUGGUCUUAUACCUUCACCUGAACUACAAGAGUGGCGUGUAGCAAGCACUAAUACAAGCAAUCAUGUACCUCAAAGCUGUAGUCCCUUCGGCAAAAAGAAAAAAUGCAAGGAUAAAUACUUGGCAAAACAUAGCUCUAUCUUUGAUCAGCUGGAUGUGGUGUCCUAUGAAGAAGUGGUGUCUCUUCCUGCCUUUACAAGAAAAACCCUUGUGCUCAUUGGUGUCAGCGGGGUUGGGCGCAGUCACAUAAAAAACGUUUUGCUUACAAAAUAUCCGGAGAGGUUCAGCUACCCUUUACCACACACAUCUCGCCCCCCAAAACGUGGAGAAGAAAAUGGAGCGUCAUAUCAUUUUGUGUCUGUGGAAGAAAUGAGCCAAGGAAUCUCAGAAAAUCAGUUUUUGGAGUUCGGAAGCUUUAGUGGAUAUAUGUUUGGGACAAAGAUCCAGACUAUAAAGGAUAUCCAUACUGAAGGAAAGGUGGCCGUACUUGAUAUAGAGCCACAGACCUUGAAGAUGGUUCGUACAGCAGAGCUGGCUACAUUCAUUGUGUUUAUAUCCCCUACUGAUACUGAUAAGUCGGAUGCGCUCCAAAAGCUUCGUGCAGAUUCAGAGGUUCUCCGAGCUCGCUAUGCACAAUACUUCGACCUGACCCUAGUUAACAAUGAUGUGGAACAAACCGUUAAAGAUCUACUAGGGGCUCUUGAUGCAGCAUGUGUCUCUUCCCAGUGGGUCCCAGUGACCUGGGUAUAUUGACACCGUUACUAUACCAUACAAGCCAACAACCACUCCAGUAUAGGGUAUUGCACAAAAUAUAACAAAUGCUCCUUGAACAGAUUUCCGUGCAGUCCUUCAAGAUUUAUUAUCAUUUGCCUCAGGUCAGGAUCCCAUUGUCUGCUAUGGUUGCACAGUUCUGACAGUUCAAAUAUCCCAUCAACAAAAUAUAGACCUGUCCCUGUAAAGUACAGUGACUUUAGUAUUGUCCGUUUUAUUUCAAGUAAUAGAAAUUAAGCAUCAAGUAAGUGUUCAUCUGUGUUGGGAAGUUAGGACGGAUGUUUAAAUUUCUAUAAAAGAGGAAUGUAUUGGACUGACUGGUAUUGCUGUUUGCACACAGUAAAAGCGUAGCGUGGGUCAGUACUUGUUCUUUCCAUAUUUGUAAUUUGGUGAACUAUAUCUAAAGAACGUAGGUCAGUCCACAAAAUGAUACCAAUCAUGAAUGGCCAUAAAUACCACUGUGCUUAUCCCAUAAUAACAUGAAUAUAUGUUUGCUAAAGUGUAAUAACCAUUACCUUCCAUGUCUACUCUGUGAGGCUUUGUGAACAUUGCAGUUUUUUUCCAAAUAUUCUAGAGCAGGUGGUUUUUAAAAGUAUAUAUAUAUAUGUUUGAAGGUGCCAACAACCUCCUCCAGAACCUCCUUUUAUCAGUUAAAUAUAUUUGUACUGCUUUUUAAAGCUCAGAAUCAUGUUCAUUGUUGCAGGAAGACAUCUAUUUAAUCUCAAGGAAGAUCCUAAGACGUUAUUGCAUUGACAUGGAUGUAAACCAGUAAAGUAAAGUAUAUUGAAUAAA
Molecule: messenger RNA, 2509 nt
Organism: Bufo gargarizans (Asiatic toad)
Lineage: Eukaryota; Metazoa; Chordata; Amphibia; Anura; Bufonidae
Gene: MPP1
Product: MAGUK p55 scaffold protein 1
Exons: 12
Coding region: 317-1699 (460 amino acids)
Cellular component (GO): plasma membrane; cell-cell junction
Molecular function (GO): signaling receptor binding
Source: RefSeq, a predicted model, not a curated record